This is a messenger RNA of Arabidopsis thaliana (thale cress), 2193 nucleotides long. Its product is annotated as S-adenosyl-L-methionine-dependent methyltransferases superfamily protein. Bases 59 to 1711 code for a protein of 550 amino acids. The transcript has 7 exons. The record is from RefSeq and is marked reviewed. Gene Ontology annotation, cellular component: endoplasmic reticulum membrane. Gene Ontology annotation, molecular function: methyltransferase activity. Lineage: Eukaryota; Viridiplantae; Streptophyta; Magnoliopsida; Brassicales; Brassicaceae.
CUCUCUCAAAGAUCGAUCAGAGUAAUCUCUCUCUGUUGUGUGGAAAAACGAAGAAAGAAUGAUCAAGAACAUCUUCCAAAGUCGGAAACUCUCAGGUCUCUGUGUUCUCUCAAUCUUGCUCGUAUCAGUCACAAUCCUCCUCUUGACCAAUGAUACCAUCGAUCUCUUCCCUUACUUGUCUCUCCCUUAUCUCCCUCGAUCUUCUCUCUCCGUCAUCCCUACCUCCACGCCAAUCUCGAGUCCCACCAACGACUCAUCACCUCCUCUGGAAUCACCGGUUAAUCAAACCCGAGUCGAUGAUCAUCCUGAUGAUCAAGGUUUGGAAUUGGAUUGGCUUAAAGAUGACAAACAAUGGAACGUGAGUUUGAAGAUAGAUUGGAAGAGAUGUGAGAGUCCAGAUUACAUACCGUGUUUGGAUAACACAAAAGCUAUCAAGAAACUUAAGUCGAAGAGAAACAUGGAGCACAGAGAGAGACAUUGUCCUGAGCGUUCACCAAAAUGUUUGGUUCCUUUGCCACAACAUUACAAAGUUCCUCUUCCUUGGCCUCAGAGUAGAGACAUGAUUUGGUAUGAUAAUGUUCCUCAUCCGAAACUUGUAGAAUACAAGAAAGAUCAGAAUUGGGUUCGUAAAUCUGGACCUUUCUUUGUCUUCCCUGGAGGUGGAACUCAAUUCAAAGACGGUGUUAUUCACUACAUCAACUUCAUACAAAAGACGUUACCUAUUCUUGAUUGGGGGAAGAAAGUAAGAGUGGUUCUAGAUGUUGGUUGUGGUGUGGCUAGCUUUGGUGGGACUUUACUUGAUAAGAACGUUAUCACAAUGUCAUUUGCUCCUAAAGACGAACACGAAGCUCAGAUUCAGUUCGCACUGGAACGAGGGAUUCCCGCUACACUCGCUGUUAUUGGAACUCAAAAGCUUCCUUUUCCUGAUAAUGCUUACGACGUAAUCCAUUGCGCUAGAUGCAGAGUCCAUUGGCAUGGAUACGGUGGUAGACCACUUUUGGAACUUAACCGGGUUCUAAGGCCUGGAGGGUUUUUUGUUUGGUCAGCUACACCAGUUUAUCAACACGACGAAGGGCACCGUAAUGUUUGGAAAACAAUGGAGUCUUUGACUACAUCAAUGUGUUGGAAAGUUGUGGCUAGAACUCGAUUCACUAAAGUUGGAUUCGUGAUUUACCAGAAACCAGACUCAGAUUCUUGUUAUGAAUCUCGUAAAAACAAAGAUCCGCCUCUCUGCAUUGAAGAAGAGACCAAGAAGAACAGUUCAUGGUACACUCCUCUGCUUACUUGUCUACCGAAACUACCGGUCAGUCCAAUAGGGAAAUGGCCUUCCGGUUGGCCUGAGAGGUUAACGGAGACACCGGUUAGCCUCUUUAGAGAGCAGAGGAGUGAAGAGAGUUUCAGAGAAGACAGCAAACUCUGGUCUGGAGUCAUGUCUAAUAUCUACCUAUAUAGUUUAGCUAUAAACUGGACUAGGAUUCACAAUGUUAUGGACAUGAACGCUGGUUAUGGAGGAUUUGCGGCUGCUCUUAUAAACAAACCUCUGUGGGUGAUGAAUGUGAUUCCUGUAGAAGGUGAAGACACGUUAUCGACGAUUUUUGAUAGAGGUUUGAUAGGGAUAUACCAUGAUUGGUGUGAGUCGUUCAAUACAUACCCAAGAUCAUAUGAUCUCUUGCACUCUAGUUUCCUUUUUACCAAUCUUUCUCAAAGGUAAAAUUUAUGAUUCUUGCAAGUUGUUUUGACUUUUCGAUCUAUAGCUAAAACUACAUGUUGUUUUUGAUUUUGAUAUUCUCAGGUGUGAUUUGAUGGAGGUGGUAGUGGAAAUAGACCGAAUACUAAGACCAGGAGGGUAUCUUGCGGUGCAAGACACUGUCGAAAUGCUAAAGAAGCUAAACCCUAUUCUUUUAUCACUCCGAUGGUCAACGAAUCUGUACAGAGGCAAAUUCCUUGUUGGCUUGAAAUCUUCUUGGCGUCCUUAAACACAACAUUCAUCAUUCUCUUUAACAAAUCUUGUUCAUUUUCGUUUUGAUUAGGGCUGUUCAAUGAUUUUUGGUGCGGAUACUCUUAAUUUGAAGUUUUUUUUUGGUUUGGAAAGUAUAGCCUUAUAGGAAUCAAGUUAAACGUUAGAUUCUUGUGAUAAUGUGUCUUUUAACUAUAAAGUUUGAAGUAUAAAUAUAAUAUUUUUCCUUCCAUUUG